Messenger RNA from Darwinula stevensoni, 1086 nucleotides. Lineage: Eukaryota; Metazoa; Arthropoda; Ostracoda; Podocopida; Darwinulidae. The record is from the annotation of a GenBank genome assembly.
AUGAAGUCGGAAAUCUUCUACGAGUAUAUCUCAUCUGUAUUCUACCCUUAUCUUGUCGCACAAAGGAUAGAGUUCCCGGUGAUCCUCAAUGUGGAUGGCCAUUCCACGCACCUCACCAUUCAACUGAAUAAUGUGGCUAACACGAAAUGCCAUGCUGUCAAGGAAUCACCUAUCUCCAUCUCCUCUCUGACCUUGAAAUCUGUUAUCAUUGGUGAACAACUGACAUCAACCCUUGAAUUGGAAACACGUCCAGGGUCCAUGGAUGAGGUUUGGAAGGCGAUGGAGAACCUGUCAUCGUUUGACAUCAGAAGAAGAGAAGUUCCAGAUGAAGUCGACGAGGAAGCUCUAGAAAGUUCUGCGGAGCUGCAGGAUUACUUGGUCUGGCCUGGAACUUCUCAAAAGGAAAGGGGUCCGGAAGACGGAAAGAUUUCCUUGGACGAUGUCUCGUGGAAAAUGGGAGAAAGUGUUCUAGGAGAAAGAAAGACAGAAGAAACGAUUGGAUCAAGAAAGGAAGAUAGGAAGAAGGAGGAGAGAACGCCCUUCAAGUUGGAAAACGUCCUGCCUACUAUGAGUAAUCCAAACUUUGUAGAUGGUGAGAAGGAUCUUCUGCUUGAGCUCCAAGCACCAUUCAAGACUCAAGAGAGUCAUGCCAUCUAUACCUACUGUGGAACUAUCCUUGUGGCCAUCAAUCCAUAUCGAGAACUGCCCAUAUACGGCAUCGACAACAUUAGAAAAUACGAGGGUCUAGAGAAGAACAGUGAUGACCCUCACAUAUUUGCUGUGGCUGGAUCAGCGUUUGCACUGAUGAAUCGGAAUAAUGUGAAUCAGUCUAUUAUCGUGUCUGGGGAAUCGGGAGCAGGAAAAACAGUGUCGGCAAAAUAUGUUAUGCGGUAUUUUGCAUCGGUCGGUGGGCGAAAUGAUGAGAUGGAGAUUGAAAAGAAGGUCCUGGCUACCAAUCCCAUAAUGGAAGGAUCCGACCCCUUCAUCGAUCGGAACUCUGUCCUGGUAUUGAUCGGCUGUCUCACAAGGACAGUGACUCCCAAAGGUGAAAGUGGCGGCAUUCCAUCCAGAUGGGAUAGGGAUUAG